AUGGAGACCUUAUCUUUCCUGGUGAUUACAUUUCAGGAAGAUGGCUUUCCCUUCCCCUCUAGUCUUUUAAAAAUUUUACAGAUUGAAGAUCCAGGUUGCUUCUGGGUUAUUAUAAAAGGACAUAGUCCCUUCUUAGAUCAUGAAGUUGGAUAUCAAAAACUAAAUCGUGCCAUGGAUGACUUCUAUAACAGCAUGUGUCAAAAUAUAGAAAUAAAACCAUUAGUAUUGGAAGAAGGGCAGGUUUGUGUGGUUUAUUGUCAGGAACUAAAGUGCUGGUGCAGGGCUGUUAUUAAAUCAAUCAUGUCUUCAGCAGAUCAUUACUUGGCAGAAUGUUUCCUUGUGGAUUUUGCCAAGUACAUUCCAGUAAAAUCUAAAAACAUCCGAGUUGCAGUAGAAUCUUUUAUGCAGCUUCCCUAUAGAGCAAAAAAAUUCAGACUUUAUUGCACAAAACCUGUUACAUUACACAUUGACUUCUGUGAAGACAGUGCUAAAAUUGUACCUGCCAAAAAGUGGGACAGUGCAGCUAUCCGGUAUUUUCAGAACAUCCUAAAAGCAACUACCCAGGUGGAAGCCAAAUUAUGUGCUAUGGAAGAAGAUACUUUUGAAGUUUACCUUUAUGUAACUAUAAAAGAUGAAAAAGUUUGUGUUAAUGAUGAUCUGGUUGCAAAGAACUUCGCUUGUUAUAUAUCACCCACAGAGAAUAAAAACCUUGAUUCUUUAGAGAAACCAAGAUUGAGUAUAAAGUCAGCAUCCUUCUCCAGUACACUGAAUCCAGCACUGACUCUUUGGCCAAUGUUUCUGCAAGGAAAAGAUUUUCAAGAAAUGAAAAAUUCACAGGGUUUAAAUUUUCUGGCACAAUCUCUCCAGCAUACAUGGUGCAAGGGUGUUGUUGGUGACUUAGGGCCGACUGCUACAGUACUGGAUAAAGCUGUAAAAUGUAAUAUGGACUCAUCAAGAGAUUCCCCUAAAAAAAAAUCUGAAAACAAACAGCAACACAUCUCUUUAAAAGAUGUAAAUAAGUCUGUUGAAUCUUCAGCAUACUGGCCAACAGAAAGAGGCAUAACCAUAUAUGCUGGUCCAGAUACACUAGCAGCAAGUGCUUUAAGUCAGAAGCCACCUGAGAAACCACUUGGACUGGCUGAGAAGAAAGAAUAUGAUAAGAAGAAUGGCUGUGUGAAAUUACUGCAGUUUUUAAAUCCCGAUCCUUUGAGAACUGAUGGAACCUCUGAUCUGCAGCAGUUGCAGAAGCUGAAGUCGGGCCCGCAGCAGCCUGUUGCGGUGCUCCGGAACAAGAUCGAGCCCUGCCUGACCAUGGAUGUGUCGCCACUUUCAGCAGACCUGAAAAAGGCUCUUCAAAGAAAUAAGUUUCCGGGACCUAACCACACUGAAUCUUACUCUUGGCCUCCCAUAGCACGUGGCUGUGAUGUGGUUGUCAUUUCUCAUUGUGGAAAUGACCCUUUGUUGUACCUUCCACCAGUGCUUACAAUUUUGCAAACAGAGGGCUGCUACAAGUCAUUACCAAGUAGAAAUGGACCUCUUGCAGUCAUCGUGUGCCCUGGGUGGAAAAAGGCCCAAUUAAUUUUUGAAUUAUUGGGUGACUAUAGCAUGUCGUCCAGGCCUCUUCAUCCUGUGUUAUUGACAAUCGGACUCCGCAGAGAUGAAGCAAAAAAUAUGAAGCUUCCAAGGGGGUGUGAUGUGAUUGUUACAACACCGUAUAGCCUCUUGAGACUUCUCACCUAUCAAAGCCUGUUGUUUCUUAGACUCUGUCACCUGAUUUUGGAUGAGGUGGAAGUAUUAUUCUUUGAAGCUAAUGAGCAAAUACUUGCUAUAUUAGAUAACUUUAAAAAAAAUAUUAAAGUUGAAGAAAGGGAAUCUGCACCACAUCAAAUUGUUGCAGUUGGAGUUCACUGGGACAAACAUAUAGAACAUUUAAUCAAAGAGUUCAUGAACGAUCCCUACGUUGUAAUCACAGCCACGGAAGAGGCUGCUCUCUAUGGCAAUGUUCAACAGGUAGUGCAUCUUUGCCUAGAAUGUGAAAAAACCUCUACUUUACUCCAAGCUCUUGAUUUCAUUCCAAGUCAGGCACAAAAGACUUUGAUCUUCACCUGUUCUGUAGCUGAAACAGAAAUAGUGUGUAAGGUAGUAAAAAGCAGUUCAAUGUUUUGUUUGAAAAUGCAUAAAGAAAUAGUUUUUAAUUUAAAAAGUGUUUUAGAAGAGUGGAAGAAGAAGUUAAGUUCUGGCUCUCACACUGUAUUAGCUUUAACUGACGAUUGCAUACCACUGUUGGCCAUCAGCGAUGCCACAUGUGUGAUUCACUUCAGCUUCCCUUCAUCGCCAAAAAUUUUUGGUGGACGGCUAUAUUGCAUGUCUGAUCAUUUUCAAAGUUUAACUGAACAGGGCUCUCCUGCAGAACAGGGAGAUAAAAAAACCAAAUCCAUCCUGCUGCUGACAGAGAGAAAUGCAAGCGAUGCAGUUGGGGUCCUGCGCUACUUGGAGCGAGCAGAUGCCAAAGUUCCACUGGAGCUGUAUGAGUUUACUGCAGGAGUUCUGGAAGCCAAAGAAGAUAAAAAAGCCAGAAGGCCUCUUUGUCCCUAUCUUAAGACUCUUGGUUUUUGCAAAAACAAAAGGAUCUGUCCUGACCGACACCAUAUUAAUCCAGAAAUGGACAUGCCAAGGAAAUUGUCCAGCCAAGCUCUACCAAUGUUUGGAUGCAUUAAAAUAAUACCUUUUUAUAUUUCGAAUGCAACAAAUUACUUUGGUCGUAUAAUUGAUAAACAUGUGGAUCUUUGUGCAACUCUGAAUGCUGAAAUGAAUGAGUAUUUUAAGAAUUCCAGUAAUAAAACCACUGUUGAAAAGGCGGAGAAGUUUGGAUUAUAUGGAUUAGCAGAAAAAACACUUUUUCAUAGGGUUCAGGUGUUGGAGAUGAGCCAGAAAGAAGACACUUGGGUCCUGGAUAAUGUCCUUGUAAAGUUCAUAGAUGAAGGCAGGACUGGACUUGUCACAAGAGGCCAACUGUUGCAUCUCCCAGAAAACUUCCACACUCUUCCCCCACAAGCUGUGGAGUUUAUUGUUUGUAGGGUGAAACCUGCUGACAAUGAAAUUGAAUGGAAUCCAAAGGUUACUAGGUACAUUCAUCAUAAAAUUGUUGGAAAAUUGCAUGAUGCAAAAGUGGUAUUGGCUUUGGGAAAUACGGUUUGGAUUGAUCCAAUGGUGCACAUUACAAAACUUUCAAAUUUGAAAACUUCUAUCAUUGAUUAUAAUGUUCGAGUUGAAAUUUUGUCAAUGGGAAUGGGCAUUGAUAAUCCAGAACACGUAGAACAAUUGAAAAAAUUAUACAAAGAAGCUAAAAUGCCAGCUUUUGAAGAAAGCUUAAGCCAAACCCUGGCACCUCCUUCAGCAGAUGCUGCUGCUUGUUUGCAGAGCACACACCAAGAGGAUGGGGGUGAAGAAAGAGAGGUGUACUCCAAGACAAAGUCAGAAGACCCAAAGUCUGAAACUUUAUCUGAAAACACUGGAGAUACUUCCAUUAGCACAACUACCCAGCCACAUCUGAAAAGCUUCCACCCACAAAUAAAGUGGUUCCAAAAAGAAGAUGUUGUCAUCUUAAAGAUAAGAAUAAGGAAUGUAAAAGAUUACAAAUGUAAAUACUUUAGAGACAGAGUCAUUUUCAGUGCCUGGGUGGGAGACAAAUUUUACUUGGCUGAUAUGAACCUGCAGGCCAACAUAAUAGAAGAUGGCUGCAAAUGCAUAAUUAAUAAUGAUGAACCUAUAAUCACUCUUGCAAAAGAGAGAAGGGAAUCUUGGAAUAGCUUACUCAAACAGAGGAAUCCUAAUGUGGCUUUUGAUUUUGAUCACUGGGAAGAAUGUGAAGAGGACAGCCACUUCUCCAAGGUUAUAAAUUCUAAAAACCUGUCCUACAAAGUAGCUGAGGUGGUUGAAAACAGUAGCACGACUUCGGAGGAUUACGAAAGUAAUAGUGAAUGA
Messenger RNA from Cynocephalus volans (Philippine flying lemur), 3984 nucleotides. It is a transcript of the gene TDRD12, whose product is annotated as tudor domain containing 12. Bases 1 to 3984 code for a protein of 1327 amino acids. Gene Ontology annotation, molecular function: metal ion binding. The record is from RefSeq and is a predicted model, not a curated record. Gene Ontology annotation, biological process: germ-line stem cell division. NCBI's taxonomy places the organism in Eukaryota, Metazoa, Chordata, Mammalia, Dermoptera, Cynocephalidae. The transcript has 32 exons.